AUGGGUUAUGGGGAUGGAGAAGAGUUGAUGGUGAUAGGAGCCAUGGGUUAUGGAGAUGGAGAAGUGUUGACGGUGAUAGGAGCCAUGGGUUAUGGGGAUGGAGAAGAGUUGAUGGUGAUAGGAGCCAUGGGUUUUGGGGAUGGAGAAGAGUUGAUGGUAAUAGGAGCCAUGGGUUAUGGAGAUCGAGAAGAGUUGAUGGUGAUAGGAGCCAUGGGUUAUGGGGAUGGAGAAGAGUUGAUGGCGAUGGGAGCCAUGGGUUAUGGGGAUGGAGAAGGGAUGAUGGUGAUAGGAGCCAUGGGUUAUGGGGAUGGAGAAGAGUUGAUGGUGAUAGGAGCCAUGGGUUAUGGGGAUGGAGAAGGGAUGAUGGUUGUAGGAACCAUGGUUUACGGUGGUGGAGAAGAGUUGAUGGUGAUAGGAGCCAUGGGUUAUGGGGAUGGAGAAGAGUUGAUGGUGAUAGGAGCCAUGGGUUAUGGAGAUGGAGAAGUGUUGACGGUGAUAGGAGCCAUGGGUUAUGGGGAUGGAGAAGAGUUGAUGGUGAUAGGAGCAAUGGGUUAUGGGGAUGGAGAAGUGUUGACGGUGAUAGGAGGCAUGGGUUAUGGGGAUGGAGAAGGGAUGAUGGUGAUAGGAGCCAUGGGUUAUGGGGAUGGAGAAGAGUUGAUGGUGAUAGGAGCCAUGGGUUAUGGGGAUGGAGAAGGGAUGAUGGUGAUAGGAGCCAUGGGGAUGGAGAAGAGUUGA
Molecule: messenger RNA, 735 nt
Organism: Haliotis rufescens (red abalone)
Lineage: Eukaryota; Metazoa; Mollusca; Gastropoda; Lepetellida; Haliotidae
Product: glycine-rich cell wall structural protein 1.8-like
Exons: 1
Coding region: 1-735 (244 amino acids)
Source: RefSeq, a predicted model, not a curated record